CUUCCUCGCUUCCUUUAUCUCACCCUCCUCCUCCUCCUCCUCCUCCUCCCUGGAGAUGGUCCGUUGGCGGGCCCUGCUGCUGCUGACCUAUCACCUGGCCUCCCUGCUGGCCUCGGCGGCGGCGGCGGGCUCUGAGCGCCAGCGGCACCGCGUGCAGCACGGCCCCUGCACCUACACCUUCGUGCUGCCCGAGCUCGACCACUGUCGCCCCGCCCUGUCACCCCUCCAGGACCUCCCCCAGGGGGCGGCCGACGCCCCGCAGAGGGACUCCCCAUCCCAGGGAGGCCCGGGUGUGGGGGACUCCCCCCGGGGGGAGGAGGACACGGAGGGGAGGGCAGCCCGGAUGAAGCACGCCAGGCAGGAGAGGAAGCUGGAGAGCCUGGAGAGCGCCAUGGAGAACAACACGCUGUGGUUGCGGAGGUUGGAGAGCUUCAUCAGGGAGAAUGUGCGCUCCGGUAUGGAGGAGAAGAGGAACGAGGUGCACACACAGACGGCGGCCAUGUUGGAAAUGGGCACCAACCUCCUCAGCCAAUCGGCGGAGCAAACCCGCAAGCUGACGGACGUGGAGACCCAGGUGUUGAACCAGACCAGCCGGCUGGAGAUCCAGUUGCUGGAGUACUCGCUGUUCACCAACCGGCUGGAGAAACACAUCCUGCAGCAGACCCAGGAGAUCUCCCGGCUCAACGAGAAAAACAGUUUCCUGGAGCAGCGGUUCUCGGCGCUGGAGUCCCGCUACGGCAGGGAGCUCCAGGGGCUGCAGCAGGAGAAGCAGCAGCUGCAGGAGCUCCUGGACAGGCAGAGCCUCCUGGUGGGACAGCUCCAGGGGGAGGUGGACGGCUCCACGGCCAACAGCUCCAUGCUGCAGAGGCAGCAGGCCCUGCUCACCAACUCUGUUCAGCAGCUGCUGGCCAUGGUCAACCACUGCAAUGAGAUCGCCACAACGGCAAAAGAGGAGCAGGCCAGUUUCAGAGACUGUGCAGACAUCCUGCGUUCCGGAGUGAAAGACAACGGGAUAUACAGCAUCCGCCUCCCAAACUCCAGCCAAACCGUCAAGGUGUUCUGUGACAUGCAGACCCGCGGAGGGGGGUGGACCGUGCUGCAGCACCGGCGGAACGGCUCGGUGGACUUCCACCGCGGAUGGAGCGACUACAAGGCGGGCUUUGGAGAUCUGUCCGGAGAGCACUGGCUGGGGAAUGACAUCAUCCACCAGCUGACCAGCUCCCAGGACUACAGCCUGCAGGUGCGUCUGAGGGACCGCGGCGGCAGCGAGGUCUUCUCCCAUUACGACCACUUCCACGUGGACGCUGAGGACGCCAACUACAGCCUCCACGCCCAAGGGUUCAGCGGCACAGCGGGGCGCACAAGCAGCCUGACUCACUCCGGCACGGCCUUCAGCACCAAGGACAGGGACAACGACGGCUGCACCUGCAAGUGUGCGCAGAUCGCCUCUGGGGGCUGGUGGUUUGAGGCCUGCGGUCCAUCUAACCUGAAUGGGAUGUACUACCCGGCAUCCUCCACUGUGGUCAGCUACAACGGCAUCAAGUGGUACUACUGGAAGGGCCCCAAGCUGAUGGCUACCAUGACAACCAUGAUGGUGCGCCCGGCAAACCUGUAGAGCCGGGAACAUUCUGUUCAUUUGCUGUGUGUGUGUGUGUG
This is a messenger RNA of Gadus chalcogrammus (walleye pollock), 1656 nucleotides long. It is a transcript of the gene angpt2b, whose product is annotated as angiopoietin 2b. Gene Ontology annotation, biological process: Tie signaling pathway. The coding region runs from base 56 to 1615 and encodes 519 amino acids. The record is from RefSeq and is a predicted model, not a curated record. Gene Ontology annotation, molecular function: receptor tyrosine kinase binding. The transcript is spliced from 9 exons. Lineage: Eukaryota; Metazoa; Chordata; Actinopteri; Gadiformes; Gadidae.